UAACCACAUUUUGUUGUUAUAACUACUGCAGCUAACUACUUUACUGAAAGACCUUUUUUUGAAUCUUUCGAAUUUUAACGAUUCAAGAACGAUUGUACAGUCAGAAAUCAGAAUUAGCCGCUUAGACUGAUUUAAGCUUAUCAAACUACUGGUUACUUCACCAUGUAGCAAGUACAUGUUAUGUUAGCAUAGGUCUACUACACUCAUCCAACUCACCACCCCAGAAGGUCUGCCCUCCACAAGGUUGACUAUUUCUACAUUCGGAGGGAAAACCUAUAACAUUAUUAAUUUCCCAAUAUUUGUAGUCUUUCAACAUCCAUCCAAUGCCCGCUGUUUCAGUCAAAUGUAUUAUUUAUGAGUUACCAUCAAUAACCUUUGCUAUUGAGGUAAUGUCAGAUUAAGCGAAUUAACCCCACUCCAUGUUCAAGUAAAAAAUUGUACAUAUUUUAAUUGUUCACUGAAAAAAGUGCACCGCCCACUACCACACGCAAAAUAAAUAACGCUACUAGUUAUCGAUAAAAUUUUAGUAAUAUGCACCUUCUCGAUUUAUGUUUCCAUGGUUUUUCUGUAUUUAUUUUUAUUUAUUUCUGUACUUGUAGUUAAUACGGUUUAGAUCGAUCCCUACUUCCCAUAAAUCUACGUACCAUCUGACGCUAUAUAACAAUAGGUACAUUAAAGAACCUUAUGUCUCAACCUACAAAGCUUUACGCAAAAUGCAGUCCGUCGCAAAAAAACGGAGAAACGUACAAAAUAAAGCAUCCCUCAAUAGUAGACAUUAUUUCUCAAGACUCGACCGGAGAUCACGGUUCCAUGGAUCAAGGCAUGGUCGAGGGCAGCGACCAAAGUUUCACGACUACAGCUUGCCUCGAAGGACUGGUCCGGACGGACGGUCAUGGUCGACAGCUGGUCUUGUUGGACGGAAACACGGUUUACUGGCGUGGACAUCAGUCUUUGUCUUCCGGAAAAGGCCGCGUGAAAGUGAUGGCUGGUCACCGUGGUGGCCAUUACCCCACGUUUGCACGUUACGUGGGUGCUGGAAUGUUGGACGCCGCCGUUGCCGGCCCGGACCCUGGUCGACAUCCGAACGCCGGUCACGUGCUGACGGCCAUCCGGGAGCUGGACGAUCACUAUGGGGUACUGGUGCUGGUGGCCAGCGAGACGGCGGCCAUCCUCAACUAUGGCAUCGCAGCCCAAAAGGCCCGUACUCAGGGCAUUAUUGUCAAACUAUUGGCGGUCGGUGAUGACGUUAUCCGAAGUCGGUCGACGACUGGUGGCCGAAGACGUGGUUCUGCGGGCAUAGUGUUGAUAUGCAAAAUAGCUGGAGCCCUGGCGGCCGGCGGCCACAGCCUGGCCAAGAUUUUUGCCGUAUGUCAGCGCCUGUCUAUGGACCGCGUAGCCACGGUAAACGCUGUGAUAAGUUUAAAAAAACGGACGUACGACGAAGACACUAGCACCAAAUAUAAUUACUUUAUUCCAUAA
Acyrthosiphon pisum (pea aphid) is the source of this 1479-nucleotide messenger RNA. Its product is annotated as putative 3,4-dihydroxy-2-butanone kinase. The transcript is spliced from 4 exons. Gene Ontology annotation, cellular component: cytosol. Gene Ontology annotation, molecular function: glycerone kinase activity. Bases 685 to 1479 code for a protein of 264 amino acids. NCBI's taxonomy places the organism in Eukaryota, Metazoa, Arthropoda, Insecta, Hemiptera, Aphididae. Gene Ontology annotation, biological process: glycerol catabolic process. The record is from RefSeq and is a predicted model, not a curated record.